Micromonas pusilla CCMP1545 is the source of this 1851-nucleotide messenger RNA. Its product is annotated as ATP-binding cassette superfamily. The annotation marks the transcript as partial. Gene Ontology annotation, molecular function: ATP binding; ABC-type oligopeptide transporter activity; ATP hydrolysis activity. Gene Ontology annotation, biological process: oligopeptide export from mitochondrion. The transcript has 2 exons. NCBI's taxonomy places the organism in Eukaryota, Viridiplantae, Chlorophyta, Mamiellophyceae, Mamiellales, Mamiellaceae. The record is from RefSeq and is a predicted model, not a curated record. Gene Ontology annotation, cellular component: mitochondrial inner membrane.
GUCGCGCUCGCGUUCGCCGCGAUGCUCGCCGCAUCCGCGGUCGUCCUCGCCGCGCCGAUGUUCUCCUCUCGCAUCAUCGAGUGCUUCAUCGGCGCGCGACCGGAGGCGCACUUCGCCCGGGCGCUCGCGACGCUCUGCUCGCUGUACCUCGGAGAGGCGGCGUUCACGUUCGUCUACGUGCGGUGCGCGUGCGCGCUCGGCGAAGAAGUCGUCGCGUCGUUGCGACGCGACCUCUUCCGCGCGCUUCUCACGCAGCGCGUGCGCUUUUUCGACGAACACAAGUCCGCGGAGCUCGCGGCGCUGUUAUCCGUCGAGCUCGGGACCGUGCGGACGCUCGUCGUCGCCAACGCGAGCCGCGACCGCGGGUUUCGCGCGGCGUGCGAGUGCGUCGGCACGGUGGUCGUGUUGUUCGCCGUCGCGCCCAAACUCGCGCCCGUGCUCGCGUUCGCGGUGAUGUCCUUCGCGAUCGUGACCGCGAAGUUUAACCGCAAGACCGGCGCGCUGUUCGCGAUGGACGCGAAAGCGCAGGGCGCGGUGAGCGCGUCCGCGGCGGCGACGCUGGGGAGCGUGCGAACGGUGCGGUCGUUCGGCGGCGAGGCGAAGGCGUUUCGCGCGUUCGGCGUCGACGCGGAACGCGCGCGGACGAGCGGCGUCGCGCUGUCCAAAGCGAGGGCGGCGCUCGAGUGCGCGAACCGCGGGUGCAUCUACCUCUCGCUCGUCGUGUUGUACACCUUCGGCGGGUACCUCGUGAAGAGCGGGCAAGUCCCCGUCGGCGUGUACCUCGCCGCGGUCGGGUACACGUUCGGUUUAAUAUUCGCCACGCAAGGCGUCGUCAACACCGCCGCGGACGUGAAAGCCGCGAGCGCGGCGUUGGGGCGCGCGCGGGAUCUCGUCACCGCGCGGGCGCCGGACCCGUCGCUGUGCGAGCUGAUCCCGACGCAGGCGCAGGCGGGAGAGGUGGGAGAAAAAAGGGUGGGAGGGGAGUCGAAAGGCGGCGGCGGCGGCGGCGGCGGCGAGUGGACGGCGAACGCGUCCUUCUCCGAGGAGGAGAAAGAGGCGAGAUGGGAGACGUCGCGCGCGGGCGCCGCCGCCGCGCGCGCGGCCGCGCGCGGCGGCGACAUCGUGCUCCGCGGCGUGACGUUCGCGUACCCGAGCCGGCCGGACCAAGACGUCCUGCGCGGCCUCGAUUUGGUUCUCCCGCGCGGCAAGGUCACCGCCAUCGUCGGCGCGUCCGGCGCGGGGAAGAGCACGAUCGCGCAGCUUCUGUGCCGGUUCUACGACCCAGACGUCGGGAUUCUCUCCGUCGGCGGCGAACCGCUGGAUCGCGCGGCGUUCAACCGCGCGCACUGGCUCGACGCGGUCGCGCUCGUGUCUCAGCAGCCGACGUUGUUCGCCGGGACCGUGCGCGAGAACAUUCGGUACGGCAGAGACGGCGCGAGCGACGCCGACGUCGCGGCGGCGGCGGCGGCGGCGAACGCGCACGAUUUCAUCUCGGAACUUCCGGAAGGGUACGACGCGGACGUCGGCGAGGGCGGGGGCGCGCUGUCCGGGGGGCAGCGGCAGAGGAUCGCGAUCGCGCGCGCGAUCCUGAAGGACGCGCCGGUGCUGCUGUUGGACGAGGCGACGUCCGCGUUGGACGCCGCGUCGGAGGCGGCGGUGCAGAGCGCGUUGACGCGUCUGAUGCAGGGUCGGACGACGCUCGUGAUCGCGCACCGGCUGAGCACGGUGCAAAACGCGGAUCAGAUCGCGGUCAUGGAUCGCGGGGAGGUGGUCGAGUGCGGGUCGCACGAGGAGCUGCUGAGGAGAGGGGGCGUCUACGCGGGGCUCACAAACUCGCAGCGGCUGUCGUUC